Molecule: messenger RNA, 499 nt
Organism: Athene cunicularia (burrowing owl)
Lineage: Eukaryota; Metazoa; Chordata; Aves; Strigiformes; Strigidae
Gene: TMEM141
Product: transmembrane protein 141
Exons: 2
Source: RefSeq, a predicted model, not a curated record
GCAGCGGCAGCAGCUCGUCAGCUGGCGGGUGCUUUUCCCACCUUCGCUGCCAGCGCUUUUGGGAGCAUCUUGGUCUCUUCAGCCGCAGGGUCCGUUGCCAGCUAUGCAGUAACCAGAACUGAGACACAGAAAUGCUCCGACUUUUGGCUUUAUCUGGAGACAGGCAAGUCCCCCCAGGAGCUCACCUCGGCUGGUAGCGUGUCUCAGCCCACAGAAAAUCUUCCCAGCCCAGAGGACAGAGAGAAUAUGGCAUUGCCAGUGAGGAGAAACAAGUAUGGGGAUGUUGUGGAGUAGCCGGCAGGGCACUGCACCAUGCCUGUGACCUGCUUCACCCCUCCCUGCCUGCCCAGCCUGCCUGUGAGACUGGUAUGCCCAGGAGCUUGGAUGAAUCGAUCCUGCAGUGCAAGCAUGGUGGAGGCGCCAUGGAGAUUGCUGCCUCCUGGGUGGCCUCUGAACAUUGCACAUGGGAGGGUACAAUAAAAGUCUGUAGCUGAAAGCA